Micropterus dolomieu (smallmouth bass) is the source of this 3251-nucleotide messenger RNA. RefSeq names its product E3 ubiquitin-protein ligase TRIM21-like. Gene Ontology annotation, molecular function: zinc ion binding; protein binding. Bases 77 to 1708 code for a protein of 543 amino acids. The transcript is spliced from 2 exons. The record is from RefSeq and is a predicted model, not a curated record. Lineage: Eukaryota; Metazoa; Chordata; Actinopteri; Centrarchiformes; Centrarchidae.
GGAAAAGAGCCGAGCCGUGUGUUUUUACUUUCCUUUACAGAUCUGAAAGAUUUAGAAAAACCUACACACACCAGAUAUGGCUUCCGCUAGUAGUCUAAUGGCUGUGGAGAAUUUCCUUUGUUCCAUCUGUCUGGAUGUGUUCACUAAACCUGCAUCGAUUCCCUGUGGACACAACUUCUGUCUUAAGUGUAUCACAGACUACUGGGACACUAACAAUAUUGUAUUCCAAUGUCCACUGUGUAAAGAGGAAUUCUGCAGCAAACCAAUGCUUCGAGUCAACACUUUCAUUGCUCAGAUGGCUGCAAAGGUCAAGACACAUGCUCAAGAAAAAUCUUGCAAAACUCCUGAACAAGCAGGAAAUGGAAAUGUGCUCUGUGAUAUCUGUACAGGGGCAAAGCUCACAGCCCUCAAGUCCUGUUUAGUGUGUUUCAUGUCUUACUGUGAAACGCAUCUGGAGCCUCAUCAGAGAAUUUCAGCCUUGAAGAAACACAAGCUGAUACACCCAGUUGAAAACCUGGAGAGCCGGAUAUGCAAGAAGCAUGAUGAGCCUUUGGAGCUGUUUUGCAGGGUGGAUCAAAUGUUUCUGUGUGGGUCCUGUAAAGACAGGGACCAUAAAACCCAUAAGAUAGUGAGUCUGGAGGAGGAGGCUCAAAUGAGGAGAGCCCAGCUGGAAACAGAAAUGAAAAGCUCAGAUCAGAUGAUCCAGGUGCGUCAGCAGAAAAUUCAGGAGAUUCAACACUCAGUGGAGGCUAGCAAAAAUAACGCAAGGAAGGCGCUGUCAUACAGCACGCAUGUGAUGGCUGCUGUGGUGGACUACAUUAAGAAAAGCCAAGCUGAGCUGACUGAGGUAGUUCAGACAAAGCAGAAAUUAAUUGAAACAGAGACAGAAGGCUUCAUUAAAGAACUGGAGGAAGAAAUUACAAAAAUAAAGCAGAACAACGUGCAGCUUAAUCAGGUCUCACUCACCAACGACACCUUCAUAUUCCUUGAGAAUUUACUUUCUCUUACCAUCACUCCGCCCCAGGUUAAGGACUGGUCUGGUGAGAAGAUUCACAGUGAACAGUUUACUGUGCAGGGAGCCUUGACCAAGCUGGAGACAACAGUGAUGACAGAAAUAAGGACGCUGUGUGAUCCCGACUUGAAAGAAAUGCAGCAGCAUGCUGUGGAUGUGAGUCUAGAUCCUGACACAGCAAAUCCUUUUCUCAACGUUUCUAAAGAUGGGAAACAAGUCACGCAUGGCGACAGAAAGAGGAAUCUCCCAGACAAACCAGAGAGGUUUGAUAAUGUCCUUAAUGUCCUUGCAAAGGAGGGUUUCUCCUCAGGAAAGUUUUACUAUGAGGUCCAGGUCAAAGGCAAAACACAAUGGGAUUUAGGAGUUGCAAACCAGUCCAUCAACAGGAAGGGCGAUAUAAGAUUGAGCCCUAAGAACGGAUACUGGACCAUCUGGCUGAGAAAGGGAAAGGAGUUUACAGCCAAUGCCGGACCUGCCAUUUACCUCCAUGUAAGGGAGAUGCCUCAAAAGGUUGGGGUGUUUGUUGAUUACGAGGGGGGUCAAGUUUCCUUCUAUGAUGUGGACUCCAGGGCUUGCAUCUUCUCCUUCACCGGAUGCAACUUCACAGAGAAGCUCUUUCCGUUCUUCAGCCCCUGUUCAAAUGACGGCGGCAACAAUUCUGCCCCCUUGAUCAUUACUCCUGUCUACAACAGCUGAGUUUUUGUUUUGUUUUCUGGGUCUGUAAAAGAAAAGGAGACAAGGUGAGGGACUUGGAGAGAGAUCACAAAUGUAGAACACUGACAUGUUUUUAUCUGGUUUAUCUGUGAAACUCCACUGUGUCAUUCUGUUUCUCCCAUCCAUCACUGUCAGAGCUGUGUGUCACUUUGUAUGUCGCCUGCCUCACACAAACAGCUAUAGAUCUCCAACAGAGUCCCCAUGCAGCCAUCAGGACAUUCACACAAACAAACACACACACACUGAUCGCUAGGUUGGAAAACAAAACAAUUAUGAUCUGGCCACUUUAUGUGAUACUUUAAUUGUGAUACUUUAAAGCUUUAAAUAUUUUACAGCAUUUGUUUUGUGCUUCUUUGAGUGUCACAUAUCAGGACUACUUGUGACAUGAUGGAUGGGCUUGAUACCGAUGGCAGGUUGAAAUAACUAACUGUGUUAAAAAAAAACACUUUGACCUACAUGAGAUACACCUCAGGACAGCAUAUACACAGAUGAACCCCACUACACAACCUGCAAUGGAAAAUAAAACAGCACUCUAUGGUAAUGACUUAACAGCAUACAGAAAAUAUUAAAAGAAAUAAAAUUACUCAAGGGUAGUUAGUGAAUGGAUCACAAUACUGGAGCCUGACAGGCACAUAAUGCCAUGUCCUCUAAUUAAAAUUAGCCAAAGCUAAAAGGUGCAGGCUUUCCAAGUUCAAACGCAGCAAAACUGUCUGAUUAGGAGAGACUUAAGCAACCGUUUAUUGAGCAGAGCCAAUUAAAGUGUAUGUGCUUGUUGAUGUAUACCAUUUAAUUUGGGGUGGGGGGGAGACUGUUAGCAUCCAUUAUGUCAGCACAAUGUACUUUAACGCGGGAAAUCACUGUUUAAGGCAUAAUCAUUAUUGUCCCUGAAUCUUAACCAUGUGUUUAUUACUGUAACCAUCCCCAAACCUUAACAAAGUAUGUGUUCUAACCCUGUUGGUAGAGGCAUCAAAUCAGAAAACGCUUCUAUGUGUCGUAUUAGGCUAUUCUGUUGUUACUUUGAGGACUUUUUUUAUGUCAUGAUUGUUUUGCAUGUCUUAAAUGAGGCUUUUUCUAAUCUCAUCUGAGACAUUACACACGUGAUAUACAUGUAGAAAUCUUGACUAAGUCAUGAAUCGUCUAUAUUAAUGCUGAAAGAAAUACUAAAUUAAAUGAUUAGAUAAUAAACAGAAAAUGAAUCAUCAACAAUUCUGACAGUUGAUCUGUUAUUAGUAAGUAUUAAAGUAGUAGUAUAUAAAAUGCCAAACAUUUGAGGGUUUGGGGAAUGCUUUGCUGCUGUUCUCUCUUAUAUAUAUCACUGUAAAGUAAAUAAUUUUUUUCUAACAUUUUAUUACAGUUUUAAAUGAUUAACUGACAAAAUAAUUUAACAGAUUGUUUAAUAAUGAAAAUGCACCCCUUUUUUGUAUACUGUACUGCCUUGUGUUGGAAAGAUUAAAAAGCAUCUAAUGUUCACUGUCUGAGAUGCAAUAAGGGGGUAAAAAAAUAAAGGUGAUUUAGGUUGCAAGCA